Molecule: messenger RNA, 726 nt
Organism: Trematosphaeria pertusa
Lineage: Eukaryota; Fungi; Ascomycota; Dothideomycetes; Pleosporales; Trematosphaeriaceae
Exons: 1
Coding region: 177-644 (155 amino acids)
Source: RefSeq, a predicted model, not a curated record
CUUCAGUUGCUAUCGCUACACGAGUUCUCCGUAGAUGAUUGGCAGCUGCAUACCUUCAGCGGAGCUGGCAACGCUCUGGCAGGCAGGUACACCGAGGCUGCGAACCAUCACCUCUCAGUAUCAAACCCUUCGAAUAGGCCAGGAUUUAUCGAUGAGUAUGGUGGGCAGGGAACGCAAUGACACAGCAGGUUAUGACUGGAGCAGGAGGCACGAAGAAAGCCAGAAGAUACGUUCCCACGUCCCUCAGAGUCAACAGGGCAACGAGCCAAGGCCACGUCGAACGGAACUCGCAUCAUCGGUGUAGUACUGAAAGCAUCCCUGUCACUUCCUCAGUCCCGUGCCGCCUCCUUCGAAAGUCAAAUACCUCUGCCCUCCCACUCUCACUUAUCCGUCCCUCUCGGCCUCCUGUGUCCAAUCAGGGGCUUCUUUCCCCACAUCUUGGCAUUCUCAGCCUUCCUCGCGCGCACCGACCUUUUGCCCUUCUGCACGCCCCCUGCCGCCGUCCUGCAGCCCCGGCUGCACGAUGGACCAACAGUUGGAGCUCGACUAUGACCUUGACGAAGCGGUCAGUCUGUUUCUGGAGCAGCAUCCCUGCGAGGACAACGUACAAGACCGGAGCGCCUACCAGGGCGACCGGUGAGUAAAAAAAAAGGACAGGGGCUGACGAGGGCAAAUGGUAGCCUCCUUGCCACCUCGACGACCAGUCAGCUAGGGCUCGAGAAAGCU